UCCUCCUCCCGGCUCCCUGUGAUCCCCGCCGCCUUCCGUAGCGGGAGCGCACGGAGGCGGAGGAGUGCGGGCGAGUUUGGUCCGCCGCGCUGGCGAGAUGGCGGCGCAGAAGAUUAACGAGGCGCUGGAGCACAUCGCGAAAGCGGAGAAAUACCUGAAAACUGGAUUCUUAAAGUGGAAACCAGAUUAUGACAGUGCAGCUACUGAAUAUGGGAAGGCAGCUGUUGCUUUUAAGAAUGCCAAGCAGUUUGACCAGGCAAGGGAAGCCUGUUUACGGGAAGCUGAGGCACAUGAAAACAAUAAAGCUCUCUUCCAUGCUGCCAAAGCUUAUGAACAAGCUGGCAUGAUGCUAAAGGAGAUGCAGAGACUCCCUGAAGCAGUUCAGCUGAUCGAGAAAGCCAGUAUGAUGUACCUGGAGAAUGGAACACCAGAUACAGCAGCUAUUGCUCUGGAACGGGCUGGGAAAUUAAUAGAAAAUGUGAGCCCAGAGAAGGCUGUGCAACUCUAUCAGCAAGCAGCGUCAGUGUUUGAAAAUGAGGAGCGUUUACGGCAGGCAUUAGAAAUGCUGGGGAAGGCAUCAAGACUUUUAGUCAGAGGACGCAGAUUAGAUGAAGCUGCAUUGUCUCUUCAAAAGGAGAAAAGUAUUUAUAAGGAAAUUGAAAAUUACCCUACAUGCUAUAAGAAAACUAUUGCUCAAGUCUUAGUUCAUCUUCAUAGAAAUGAUUAUGUUGCCGCAGAGAGAUGUGUGAGAGAAAGCUAUAGUAUACCAGGAUUCAAUGGAAGUGAAGAUUGUGCAGCACUAGAGCAACUUUUAGAAGGGUAUGAUCAGCAAGAUCAGGAUCAAGUUUCUGAAGUCUGUAAUUCUCCACUCUUCAAAUACAUGGAUAAUGAUUAUGCCAAGCUUGGUCUUACCUUGGUGGUCCCAGGAGGUGGAAUCAAGAAGAAAUCGCCAAAUGCUGCACAAGACAAAGCCAGAGGACCAGCUGCAGUGGGCUCUCAUGCUGAUGAGGAAGAGGAUGAAUAUUCUGGUGGACUGUGCUAGCUACAGGCUAGGUUGUCUUAAAUAUCUGACUUAUUUGUGAUGUUGAGCAUAUCCAAAGGUACCAGAUUUACCAGAGCUUCAUUGCAAUUGUGAUAUGGGAAUCCUAAUAUGAACUUGGCAGCUUCUGGGUACAGUACAGGAGAAAAAGCAUGACUGUACCUACCAUCUUGAAUUAUCUUUGGACUUCAUCUCUUAUCUGGUAGGAGCUUCCUUAGGGCCCUGACUUCAGUUGAGAGAAUUUUUACUAAAAGCACAGUUUAAUACCAAAACCCCAGAAGCACUUGAGUAGGGAGAGUGGUACAAAAUUUUAAGCACUGAAUUUCAACAGCUGACACUUUUUGGUCCCAGAAAGAUGUUUGCGAUUGUUUUUGGAGUUAAACGCAUGAUAAUUCAUCUGGUCUCCCGUUUAAGACUAUUUAAGGCAGACUGUGCCAGGCAAGAGUUUUACUAGUGUAAACACUAGGGGGAGCAUUCAGUUUGUUUUCAAUGUUUUUAACCCACUGGGGAAUAUUAUUUUAAGACCUUAUUCUUUGCAAGCAAUAUCCAUGUGAGUGUGGAAAAUACUAAGUCAACUAAUUUGAAGUUAUCUUGCAAGCUUAAAAAUACACGCAGGUCUUUCCUCUUGAGAACUUUACUGACCUGAAGUCUUUGGAAAUAAAUGUGUGCAUAGUGUUUGUAGUGUGCACCUUGGGAAAGAAAGGAGAGAAUGACAUUCUUAGUGUUUCUGAAGCAUGCCAUAACUAGAAAAGAAACUGAAAGUAGCAGAUAACAUGCACUGAAUAUAAACUUCUGAAGGCAAAUGUUUAACAAAAACUUAGGUGGAAUGUUUCAGUGAUAUGUAUUCUUCAUAUGAUUCUUUCAUAUAUUCACAUCAUAGAACAGAUAUCUCCUAUAAAUGGCAUUUUUCAAACUAGUUCGGAAUCCGAGGUAACCAAAUUUUAAUACAUGUUCUCUAUUUGGUUUCAAGUCAUCAUGGGUUUUGCAAACUUCUGUAGUGUCUUAAAUUUGUUUCACCAUUUUAUGCUUAGAAGUUGUCAAUUCUAGAAGUUGUACCUGUGGCUUGUUUCUUCAGCAGAACCUGAUCGAGGUCUGCACUAGGGUGAUGUCACCGGGAAUCCAGCAGGAAUUUGUGUGUGAUGCCCAAAGUUCAAUAAACAAGAGACCAAAAGCAACAGUGUUAAGUGUUGGUACAGUUUGUGCCAUAUUAAGCAAUUGGAUGUCAUAAAAAAUACGAGGCGCAUGUUUGACAUACACAUGAUGUCUGACAUCAGACAUAAUUUUGAUGAAGGUUAAACUUUAAGAGGGCUAAUACUCACUUUCCUUGAGGUGGAUAGCACUCAGUAGCAUUGUGAUGGGUGCACAAACUGCAGCAUAAUACUCAGGCAGGGCUGCUGUAAAAAGUCACAAUAUUCAGUUUAAUGGGUGUUCAAAAAACAGUUUUGUCUCUUUGUGUUGCGUAAUAAUAACAAUGGGUUUUACAGCUAUUUAAGAUGCACCUGUAGUCCUUUACUAUCUGACAGGUGAUUUCCCUUUGUUUGAUGAUGUAUAUAGAAGUUUUAGCUCUAACAAACUUUAGGAAGUGAGUUGGUUUUCUCUGAGAAUGCUUACAGGUAUACAUGAAAGAUGGCUUUGAAGACUUCCCUGUAACUCUUCUAUUUUCACCAUUGGAGCAACUUACUCCAGUUUACUCAACUUCUGCCUUCUGGAUUUGUUAAUCAAGUUGAACAUAUGCUUCUUAUGGGGGAGUCUUUAUCACAGGUAGAAAAAACCUGCAUGUUUAGGAGCUCUGGGAGUGCUAAGUGAUUUUCUGCUUGCAUUUUCUGCUCCUUCUAAUUCUGAAAUCCAGUUUUAUUGUGUGAUCCCAAGGAGUGUACAAUUGCAUAUACCUGAGAAGAUGAGGUGCAUAAGAAACAAAACUGGGAAACUUGUGUGCUUCUGUGAAAGAAUUUGCAGAUUUCUUUAAACUGUGCUUGUAGCACUAACAGGCCCUUAAAAGAAAAAUUAAAAUUUAUGCAUUAGAUUCUUAAAGCAUACUUUUCAUAUUGCCAAAAAAAUAAAAUAGAUGUGCAAGACUGUCUUCCACACUCCCUCAAGUUGUUUUUUUUUUCCGUGCCAAGUGUGGAAAAUCUGGGACAAAAGUAACUGGUACUAGACAUAUUCAGCUGCCAUUGAAUUCAAAGGGGCUUUUCUGAUUCUUAGUAGUAUAAUCUUAAUCUUUGAUUGCAAUGUUGCUGCAAAGACCAAAUCUGCAGAAAUGGAAGUGUCUGAACAUAAGAUGGUCUAUUUUAUAUAACUUAUUCUCCUAUUUUAGACAGUGAAAGUGUGUUAGGAAUGUUAACUGCUUUUUAGUAAACAUUAACUAUAGAAGAAAUUGUCUGUAUAUUAUGUGUUAGUGUUUGUUUCUAUCUUUCAAAGCAAUUUGCACACUUAUGUAAAUAUCAUUUAGGUGAUCUGAAAUGGAAAAAAUACCAUUUACAGCAAGAAACUUUCCAAAACCAGUGUUGACUGUAAGAAAAAUAAAGUUUAAUUGUGCAUGAAGGCUGAGCAAUGGCCAGUGCAAUGUAUAUGUGAAAUCAGAAGAUUUCUAAAUUAUCUGUAACUUAAUACUCAGAUGAUCAAGUGCAGUGUGAAACCUCUGCUUUAUUUGUUCUUUUCCCCAAUCUGUGGUGUAAGAGUACAAAAUGUGUUUGUGACAGCUCUACAGAUGCUGCCUCUUGAGAAAAAAGCUAUGUGUUUCACCAACAUCGAAAAUAAAACUUGAAGUUAACACA
Molecule: messenger RNA, 3813 nt
Organism: Neopelma chrysocephalum (saffron-crested tyrant-manakin)
Lineage: Eukaryota; Metazoa; Chordata; Aves; Passeriformes; Pipridae
Gene: NAPG
Product: NSF attachment protein gamma
Exons: 12
Coding region: 98-1042 (314 amino acids)
Biological process (GO): intracellular protein transport
Cellular component (GO): SNARE complex; vacuolar membrane
Molecular function (GO): soluble NSF attachment protein activity; syntaxin binding
Source: RefSeq, a predicted model, not a curated record